This is a messenger RNA of Polistes dominula (European paper wasp), 1291 nucleotides long. RefSeq names its product transmembrane protein 42-like. Lineage: Eukaryota; Metazoa; Arthropoda; Insecta; Hymenoptera; Vespidae. The record is from RefSeq and is a predicted model, not a curated record.
UGACCACUAUCAACACUUUACUCUUUUUAUUUUUAUUUUAUAACGAGUUGAAGAAAUUUUAGAAAUUCCACGCUGGCAAAAGGAAAAUAGAUAAAGAGACUAUCACAGGAUAUAAUAGUGAUAACAAUAAUAUAAUAAGUUUAAUUUAUUAAUGAAUACACUUUAGUGAUUAUUCCGUUUUGUUUUUUCAUUCACAAUAAGGUUAUCUUCUUAUUGUUAUUUAUUAUCUUUCGUUGGUGACAGUUCGCAUUUAUAAUCUCUCCACUCGCUCGAGUUACGUUUUACCUGUCCGCCGCCAUUUUUAAACUACCUGUAGACUUUAGUUCGCGCGCCACCCUUCACUCGAUUUAUUUCUUACACUUUCUUUAUUUUAAAUUCGGCGCGCUUAUCAAUACGCGAACUAGCCGUGAAACUAUCCACGAAUUAUAUUAUUUUCUAUCUUAGAAAUUUAACUAUUGGAGGAGGGGAGAAUAUUCCGAUAUUUAUUCGUAUAGUUUAAUUAGAUAGAGAUUUUAAUAUAUUCAUUGAUAAGAUAUCGAAUCGUCCGAGCGGCAACUUUACUGUUCAUUUGUUCUUUAAAUUGAGCAUCAUGGCAUCGAUAAAAAAAGAAAAAGAAGAAGAAGAUACUAAGUUAUCAACGAAAAUCAUUAAUCAAGGAAAAACAAAAAUUCACCUGGCUGUGUGCGCUGGAAUUUUUGCUACCUGCGGCAGCUUGUUCGGUAAGCUGUCUGGUGGCGCUGAGUUCGAUUUCUUGAUACCGCUGCUGUUAAAAACAAGUCUCCUCGUGCUCAUGGUCGUUAGUAACACAAUAGGCUGCACAUUAUUCGUAAAAGCUCUGAACGGAAGUGAAUCUUCUUUACCUGCUACCGUUGCCAGCACAGCGACGAAUUAUGUUUGUUCGGCUUUUCUCGGUUUUCUGAUAUUCGAUGAAUCGACCUCCUUAACUUGGUGGUCUGGUGCAUCCUUGGUAAUCCUCGGCUUGAUUCUUAUUUGCUACACACCAACCAAAGAAGAAGACUCUACCAGCCAACAGCGGAAGCUCAAACAGCAAUAAUUUACAACCGGCAUUUUUCCAGCCGAUCUUUUUGUAAGAGGAACAACGAGAAUUGGUGACUCAGAUUGUUACUCAGGUAUACCUAAGUCGUUUAAAUGUAAUAUAUUCUUCUUCUUUUUCUUUUUACAGAUUUUUUUUCUUACGUAAAUGUGCACAAAUAGUGCACACAUAAUACACCUUUACAUUUAAUUAUUAACAGAAUAUUUUAUUUGAUUUAAUAAUUUCAAUUGCAUUCAA